AUGUCUGACUUCCCACCUAAUUUAUGUAUUAGACCAUUAACGGUUGAAGAUGUCGACCAGUCAUUGCUCUUAGAGAAAGCUCUGUUUCCCGAGGGAGAAAGAUGCUCUCCUGAAACCAUCAAGUACCGUUUAACCGUGUGUCCUGAAUUAUGUUCCGGACUCUUUAUUCGGGAAUACAUCCCUAAAUAUAAGGAGAUCAAUUUACCAGAAAUCGCUGAUAAACAAAGAAAGGAAGUUUCGGAAUAUGAAGAAGAUUCCGAUGAUGAUCACAAAGAUAUACCAGGUAAGACAUCUGUUAUUAAGGAAACAUUGAUUGGGCAUGUACUUGCGACGAAGAUUAAUGGAUCGAGGAUCACCAAUGAAUCCAUGGAAUUGCCUAGAAAAGACAACGAGCUCACUGGUCAUCACGAACUGUCAAGAACUAUUGGUGUUCAUUCGGUUUGCAUAUCACCUUCAUGGAAGGGUAAGAAUUUGGGUACUUUGAUGUUACAUGAUUAUGUUCAAAAAUUAUCAAAUCAAGAUUUAGGUGAUCAAAUUGUUAUCAUUGUUCAUGCCGAACUAAUUAAGUUUUAUUCCAAGAUUGGGUUUGUUAACUUGGGAAUAAGUCAAUGUAAUUUUAGUGGAUCUGAAUGGUAUGAUAUGGCCAUAGAUUUGGUUCGUGAAGAUGAUUGA
This is a messenger RNA of Lizanozyma spartinae, 672 nucleotides long. RefSeq lists its product as uncharacterized. The record is from RefSeq and is a predicted model, not a curated record. Gene Ontology annotation, molecular function: aralkylamine N-acetyltransferase activity. The transcript has a single exon. Lineage: Eukaryota; Fungi; Ascomycota; Pichiomycetes; Serinales; Debaryomycetaceae. Gene Ontology annotation, cellular component: cytoplasm. The coding region runs from base 1 to 672 and encodes 223 amino acids.